AUGGCCGACCUUAGCAGAGUUGAAUCGAUGCAGUAUCCCGCGGGGCAUCUCUCCCAUCUUUCCGAGAAUCAGCAGGCUCAGCUGGUCGAGUUCAAGAACAUAUGCCGCGAUGCAGGCUACUACACUCCCGCAAGCGGCGGAAAGCAAGCUAGUCAUGACGAUGAGACGAUGCUGCGCUACCUGCGCGCACGUCGUUUUGUUCCUCGCGACGCCUUUAGGCAGUUCAAAGGCACGGAAGAUUGGCGGAAAGAGAAUAAACUAAACGAAAUCUUCAACACCAUUGAUAUCGAAGAGUAUGAGCAAACGCGCCGCUUGUACCCGCAAUGGCUUGGCCGACGCGACAAACGCGGAAUUCCACUCUUUUUGUUCGAGGUCGCUCCCCUCAACUCCAAGAACAUUUCCGCCUACGAAAAGCAACUCGCAAAGUCAAAGACCACGAUCCCCAAUGUCGCAAACAAGAACACUCGUCUGUUCGCCCUGUAUGAGUCGCUCACAAACUUCUACACGCCCUUGUGCUCCAUGGUUCCCCGCAGCUAUCCAGAGACUCCCGUUUCGCAGAGUAACAACAUUGUGGAUAUCAGCGGUGUGGGCUUGAAGCAGUUCUGGAACCUCAAGGGACACAUGCAGGAUGCAUCGGUUCUGGCCACAGCACACUAUCCCGAGACGCUCGACCGUAUUUUUAUCGUCGGCGCACCGAGCUUCUUCCCGACUGUCUGGGGCUGGGUCAAACGCUGGUUUGAUCCCAUCACUGUCUCUAAGAUCUUCAUUCUCUCCCCGCAAAACGUCUACUCGACACUGUCUGCAUACAUUGAUCACGACAACAUCCCGAAGAAGUAUGGUGGCGGUCUCGAUUUCGAGUGGGGGCAGUUGCCGAAUCUUGAACCAACCAUCGAAGCACAGAUCAAAUGGGAGAACCCCAACACCCAGAACGGACGUAAGACGUUCCCGAUUGGCCCACUCAAAUGGGAACAAGGACCUGAUGGGGAAAUGCAAGCCUGGGGCAUUGGUAGUGAGAACGGAGCUCAAAGGCGAAAGCUAAUCUUCACCAUCCCGAACCCCGUGGGCUACAACCAAACCGAGCCGAUGCCACCCACGCCCAUGGACCAAAUCGGUGACCCUCUCACGAGUGUAGGAACAGCUACACACCCUCCCGACACCGACGACGUAGACAUCGACACUCCACCUUCCGACACCGAGUCGCGCCCUUCGACGAGCUCACCACCCGUCUCGGUGAGCAUGCCUAUCCGCGCGGGAACAUCCGAAGCAAAUUUUGAGCAACAAAACCAGACUCACGCCUCAGGACAGCUCGCAAACGGGACACCAGACGCAGCAGUUGUCGACCAUGGGCAUGGAGACAAGACGAUGACCAUGGAGCCCAAUACAGUUGGCCAGGCCCCUAAAGAGGUACCGCUCCCCGAUCGCGAAGAACCCCCUGCCCCCGGUUACCUAGACCAAGCUAAACAAGCCGCUGCAUCAGCUUCUGCCAUAGUCUCAUCGAGUGCUACUUCUGCUGCCGAAGCCGUUGCCGGCAUGGUUGGGGCAAGUAAAAAGGAGGAGCCGAUACAAGAGCCCGUGAAGGCAAAGAGUCCCGAAGAGGAGGAGAUGGAUAGGAGGAUCGAUGCGACGAGUGCAAAGGACAUGGAAGCGUUUUUGAGGGAGCAGACGGCUACUAGGGGGCAGAAAGUCGGUUGA
Molecule: messenger RNA, 1692 nt
Organism: Pyrenophora tritici-repentis Pt-1C-BFP
Lineage: Eukaryota; Fungi; Ascomycota; Dothideomycetes; Pleosporales; Pleosporaceae
Product: CRAL-TRIO multi-domain protein
Source: RefSeq, a predicted model, not a curated record